Messenger RNA from Adineta ricciae, 2484 nucleotides. The record is from the annotation of a GenBank genome assembly. NCBI's taxonomy places the organism in Eukaryota, Metazoa, Rotifera, Eurotatoria, Adinetida, Adinetidae.
AUGCGUCUUUUUCGACGAUUUCGAAAAACGAAUCCACCAACAUCUUCUCCCACAUCACUACAAACAGUUGUAGUAAACAAAGCGUCGAACUCACCUUCGAAUAACUCUUUGCUGACAUCUACUUUCUCUGAACCAUAUAAUAACUCCAAUGGCAAAUCAAUGCCUAUUGCACACUCUAUACCUGUAUCUCGUACAGAUGUACGGCAUAAAAAUGAAGUGGAAGUGGAACUCAAACCACCACCACAACAGCAGCAGCAGCCGCAGCAAACAAGGAACACAUUUCAGAAUAAUGUGUCUCCAAUGUCUACAGUAUCUUAUCCUCCUGUGGUACGUCCAAUAGGUAUUACAAAUAAUCGAGUACCAGCAAUGUUCUUCGAUGAAAAUACUCCUUCACAGCAUUAUCAAACACCGAAACGUCGUAUUCUAACCAAUUCCGCACAAACUCAAACGUUCAAUCAAAAUGAUCAGUAUCUUCAACAAUUAAAAGCAUUGAACGAAGAAACCGUAGUGAAAAACGAAAAGAUUCAUAUUCUACUACGUGAAUUGACUGACUGUCAGGUAAUAAUCAAACAGCAGGAACAACAAUUGGUGAACGGUAAAAAAGAACGCGAUCAAUUGUGUAGUAUCGUCGAUGAGCGAUCGAACGACUUACGUAAUCUUAAGCAAAAGAAUGAACAAUUGGAGCAAAUGAUAAGAAAUGAACACGAACAUAAAACCGACGAAAAGAAGCUUAUCUCUCUCCUACAAGAAUCUCAAGAAGAGCGCGAACAAUUAAUAAAUCAACAGAGACAAACUCAUGAACGUAUUUACAAGUUUGAAGAACAACUGAAGUAUUAUGAAAAUGAUGCCGCGAAAAUGCGCGACCAUCUCCUAUGUUCGAAACUGAAAUUAGAUAAGAAAACAGAUGAAAACGAAUGUUUAACUAAUGAAUUAGCCAAUAUGAAAAAACGUUGUGAUCGUCUCGAACAAGAAAAUCAAAAGUUCAAAUUACAAAUUGAUUUCGAACGAAAAAAAAAUGAAGAAUGUACGAAAUUGAAAGCAUUAGUCGAUAUCGAACUGCAGAAUUCAAUCGAAAAAUUCCGUUCGCAACGAUACGAAUAUGAAACCAAAAUAGGUAGUUUAGAUGAAGCAUUAAAAUAUUCGCAAAAACAAAACCAAAUUCUUCAACAAAAUCAACGUCUAAUCGAUGAAAAACACGAAAACGAUGUUCAUCAAUUGAAACAUCACAUUCGCGAAUUGGAAGUGAAGAUCGAAGAAGUCAUUAAAGACAAAGCUCUCUUGUCGAUUCGUUGUGGCGAAUUGAUUGAUGAAAAUCGCAAAUUGGAAAAGGCUCUGACAGAUAAAGAAGAUGAUUACGACGAAAAACUUUGUUGCUAUAAAGAGAAGAAUUUAUGUUUAUCUACACAAGUCGAAGAGAUGGAAAAGAAAUUAAAUGAAACAAAAAAACAAUUAGAUAUAGUGACCAUGGAAAAAGACGAAACUCUAGCGGAUAUGUUAGUCGCUGUUCGUGUGGCAAGUGAACUGAGAUACGAUGCGGAGGAUCGUUUGAAUAAAGCGAAUGAUGAUUUGAAACGAGUGACUGAACAUAUCGCGCAAGAGCGAGCGAUGAAUAAAGCUGUGCAACGAAAACAAAUGCAAGGCAAUCGAAGUUCCGAUGAAGCAACUGAUUAUGGUCAUGUGAAAAUCAAAGAUAUGAUUCGUACAUUAGAAGCCAAUUCCCGAAAUCAUCCUACCAGCAAUCCUGUUGAAGCCAGUGCUCGUCAACGUCCACUUUCUCAUCCCACUUCUCGAUUGGAAACGAGUGCCGAACCGACAGUUCACCAUCAUCGACCGUUUGAUACAUCGACUGACGAUGCGAAAAUCUUAUCUUCUACAAAGACUGAAUCUCCUCAAUUGAAUCUUACUCAACGCUCUGAUGUUGGCAUGCGAUCGAUAACGAAUGAACAAUACGCUGAAAUGAAAUCCAUUGUUGAAACUGUCUUUGCUCGAAUGCCGGGCAGCGUUUGUAAACGUGAUGCUUUACUAAAAUGGUGUGUCGAAAAAUUAGCAGCUUAUGGAAUACAAAUCACGAACUUUUCGAAUUCAUGGACUGAUGGUAUUGCAUUUUGUUCCUUGUUACAUGCGUUUUUACCUGAUCGAGUCGAUCUUGAAAUGAUUAAGAAAGAAAGCAAAAAAAAACGUUUUGAAAUCGCCUUCGAUAUUGCCAGUAGUGUUGGAAUCGUUUCUGUUUUGGAUGUUGAUGAAAUGUGUUCAUCGGAAUGGCCUGACUGGGAACGUGUGAUGUAUUAUAUUGCUUUAAUUUUUCGUCACUUUGAAGGCACGACACUAACAGAACCAAUUUCACCUAUCCUACCUAUCCCGCAAGCAUCAUCCUCACCAUUAUCAUCGACAUUUAACACAACGUCGUCUCCUUCGCUGUGUGUUUCAUUACGAUCACCUAAUACAAUCCCGACAAAACUUUGCUCGCCAUUACAAACUGUGUAG